Messenger RNA from Dreissena polymorpha, 3262 nucleotides. Its product is annotated as sex peptide receptor-like. Lineage: Eukaryota; Metazoa; Mollusca; Bivalvia; Myida; Dreissenidae. Gene Ontology annotation, molecular function: G protein-coupled receptor activity. The transcript has a single exon. The coding region runs from base 304 to 1884 and encodes 526 amino acids. Gene Ontology annotation, biological process: G protein-coupled receptor signaling pathway. Gene Ontology annotation, cellular component: membrane. The record is from RefSeq and is a predicted model, not a curated record.
AAUCACACGGAAGGCACAGUCUUUGCGAAGCUUCGAAACAAGCUUGCCAUAACUGUAUCUUUAUUCGUAGUGAUCAGUUCGCAUGUAAGCAUCGAUUGACUAGAAUAAUUGUUUAUUUAUUUAAUAAAGCAUAUAUAAUCGUGCGGUAGUUUAGAGAAUAUUCACAAGGACAAUACAUACACACUUAUUAAAGCUGUGGACGAAUACAGUUGUUCACACACAAGAUCGAUUCAGGAAUCUGCUUUGAAUUAGAGUUAAUACUUUUCCUGUUUGAAUUUUUCUUCGGAAAAUUACACAUACGGAAUGUAUUUCAACGUUUCAUUGACGGCAUACAGCGCACCUGCAAUGCCAAUAAGUGAUUCUGUGAUGGUUUCUAAUCAUUCUUCGACUGCGGCUUACGAUAACGACAAAUCUUCCAUGUCAGUCAUUGAUUUUGCGAUGAUUUCGAAUGAUUCCGGACGGAUUUCUGAAGUUUACGCGGCUGAGAAUGACUACGACACAACGAGUGACUAUGUAUAUAAGGAUAUAUACUUUUCGAAUGUAUCUUUGACUGCGGCUUACGAGAACAACGGAUCUUCGAUGUCAGUCAUUGAUUAUGCGAUAAUUUCGAAUGAUUCGUACGCGGCUGACAAUUACUACGACACGAGUGACUAUAAGGAUAUAUACUAUCUGACAUUUUUCGGCUUUGAGGUCAUAACACUGGGUCUUGUACGCACUAUACUCGUCUUAUUUAUGAUUCCCGCAAAUGUGUUUGUCGUGGGCUAUUUUCUGUCGAGCAAAGGUCGCGGCAAGUCAACUAACCUGCUGUUUGUGAGCAUCACCUUUUCCGACUCGAUGACAGGCAUUUCGUUACUUCCGAACUCGUUCAACGUAUACAUCCCAGACAUUGAUGGAUUAUCUGCAUCGGAAUGCAACACGUACAUGGUCUUGAAACUUUACAUCUCAAUAGCGUUUCAUACCGCAUCCAUAUGGCAGACUGUCUUCCUGGGAAUCCAGCGGUACCUCUGCGUUUGUCAUCCAUUCAUGUCCGGUCGCAUUUGCACCUUCUGGAAGACACGUGUAGCUGUACUUGUCAUGUACAUGUUGUCAUUUCUGAUGCAUAUUUACCAGCCAAUCAAUGCAAUUUCUCACAAUUACACCCACGCCCAUGAGUGUGAAUGGAGGGCAGAUCAUCCUUGCAAAGAUGCCUGCUUGUAUAUGUGGAUUUGCGUUAUUUUCAUGCAUUUUCUUCCAGCGUCCCUCCUAAUAGGACUGACAACCAAGACCCUCAUUACUCUUCAAAAGGCCCAGCAAAGAGCCUCGUCCAUUAUGUCAAAGAGAACGAAUAAGAAACGGAGCUCCCGUGACCGAAUAAUCACAAUCACGGCAGUGUUGAUUGUCGUCUGUUUUCUUGUUCCCGAAGUUCCUUAUGGAAUUUACAAGCUCUAUGCCCUGAUUAAUAUAUACAAACCAACGAGUGUAAAGCUCGGUGUCGAGACACAUCACAUUAUGAGUUCCGCCUACGAGAUCGCGUUAAUUGUCAGCUUUCACGCCAACUUUUGGAUCUACUGCAAGAUGAUGUGCGACUUUCGCAGAGCGGUAAUCUACGUGUUCACGCUCGGUUGUUUCAAGCGUUACAACCUCAAACGGCGUCAGAGUUUGAAAAGCGACAGUUUCCGAUCGUCCAAAGCGCGGACAGGAUCCGUUAUAAGCAGGAACACUGUUCUCAGUCGAACCACUAGCCUCCACUCCACUACAUCGGACAACAUCCACGCUGUCAAUCAAACGAUAUUGCUGACGCCUACGCCGACCAAAGACACUGGUCCAUCCGAUUUUUCGGCCAAUGUGUCAAAACAAAAGUCUGUAGAGGACUACGACGCGCAAGACGAUGAUGUUUUUGUGUAAACAUUACUCUUGUAUUUACAGUUGCCUUGCACCAGUGGUUAUUGCGUUCGCUUGCGAAGCCUGAAACGGGAAGUUUGAAUAUCUCACAAGUUCUUAUAGAGCUGAUUUGCUACCUAGCAACUACUUUAAUUUAGAGAAAACCAUUGCAGUCUUGGCAAUACCCUGGAAUAACGGACUGUGGUUGAUCGUAAGAUAGCAAGGGUCUUUAAAAAAACUCAUCGGGCUCGCGAGAUGGCGGCGAAAUAAUUAAUCAGCUGUUCAUAUUACCACCUGAACGAUUAGUAAUCACUUGAAAUAACACUACAACAGUUAGUAGUAAACUAUUGUUAACCUAGCAUAUGCUCGUGUUGCAUUUAUAACCUUUUUGCAUAUAUUUGAUUAACUUUUCUUAACAAAACUUCAUUAUAAAUAUGUUAAAAAAAAUGGUAUGGGUUAAUUUUUUACCUUCAUCAGCUGUUUUGCAGUUUAUAUAUUUUGAUACUUUGUAUGAUAUUUUUUACGUUUUCUUAAUGAUUUUUAUGCAUUAUGUAAUAUUGUACAUAUUUUAUUGAUUACACGUUUGUUACGUUUUUAAAACAGGUCUACUGCAAAUCUGACUCGCUUUGCACGUUACAUAGAUUAUCAAUAAUGCUUACUAUAAUUUAUUCUUGAUAAGAUUAACCCGCUAAAAGUAUGUAUAUCUUGCAAAAAACACACACAAAAAUAUUAUCUUAUAUUUUGAUUAUCAAUUAAAUAUAAUAAUUUUGAUUUUAUUAAAUCUAGAAAGAAACCUACAUAUUUCAUUUUGUCUAACAUCGAAAGCUGGUAUUGCGAUUUUUCAUAGUGCAAUUGAUAGUAUAUAAAAAUGUAUAUUCAUUUUGAAGCAUGUUCGAGUAUUAGAAACUUACGCAAGUGAUAACGCACGAACAUUGAUUUUUCUCAUUCCUUAGUAUUUCAGCUUGCUAUUUCGGUUAUGCUGAUUAGUUAUACAUGCAUAUAUUUGAAUAUUAUUUCUUUGUUUAAUCCGUUUCAAAGGGUUCGCGUUGUUUGAUUUUUGUUUUGGUAUAUACAUGUACUUUCAAUAGAAAUGAAUUGUGUAAACAAUACGGUCAAUACCUCAUUUAUUACGUAUUUUAAUCUGGCAUGACCUUUUUAACUAGACAAAAGACUGGCAUAUUAAACAUAAUUGCGAAUGUGAGAUACGAAAAUGAAAAAAAUACACGACUGUUAAGUCAGUGGUGAGUCAUAUCAUUAACUCUGUAUAAAUAUUCUUUUGUUGCAUACUAUUUCAGUUUAGAAUGCUGUUGUGUGAAUUGUUUAUCAUUUUUUAAAGAAAAGUUUGCGCAAUUUGAUUUUGUAUGUGUAUAUACAUGUAAUCUGAAUAAAGAUGAAAAAUGUA